Dipodomys ordii (Ord's kangaroo rat) is the source of this 1488-nucleotide messenger RNA. RefSeq names its product DNA (cytosine-5-)-methyltransferase 3-like (gene Dnmt3l). Gene Ontology annotation, molecular function: enzyme activator activity; DNA binding; DNA (cytosine-5-)-methyltransferase activity, acting on CpG substrates. Gene Ontology annotation, biological process: negative regulation of transcription by RNA polymerase II. The record is from RefSeq and is a predicted model, not a curated record. The transcript has 14 exons. Lineage: Eukaryota; Metazoa; Chordata; Mammalia; Rodentia; Heteromyidae. The coding region runs from base 1 to 1488 and encodes 495 amino acids. Gene Ontology annotation, cellular component: nucleus.
AUGGCCCUCUCCUCCCCAACCAAGCCCAGCCUGGAGGCCCUGGGCAGCUCCAGCCCUGGCCCUGGGGCCCGCCACGUGGCUCUGGGCCUGGAAGCCGGGGACAGCACGGACGUCAUCCUGGUGGGCUCCACGGAGGCUCUGCGCGCCGCGUCCCCCCCGCCGGGCAGAGACCUCAUUGCCUACGAAGUCACCGUGAACCAGCGGAACAUAGAAGACAUCUGCCUCUGCUGCGGAAGCUUCCGGGUACACACGCAGCACCCCCUCUUUGUGGGAGGGAUGUGCAUCCCAUGCAAGGACAAGUUCCUCGAGACCCUCUUCCAGUAUGACGAUGAUGGGUACCAGGGCUUCUGCUCCAUCUGCGGCUCGGGGGACACGCUGCUCAUCUGCGAGAGCCCGGACUGCACGCGGUGCUACUGCGUGGAGUGUGUGGACGUCCUCGUGUCCCCGGGGACCGCGGAGCGGGUGCAGAGCAUGAGCUUCUGGGUGUGCUUCCUGUGCCUGCCCUUCUCCAGCAGCGGGCUGCUGCAGCGCAGGAGGAAGUGGCGAGACCAGCUGAAGGCUUUCCAGGACCGGGAGGCGGUGAAUUCCCUGGAGAUCUACAAGACGGUGCCCGUGUGGAAGAGAGCGCCGCUGCAGGUGCUGUCCCUUUUUGGGAACAUCAAGAAAGAGCUAACGAGUCUGGGCUUUUUGGAAACGGGUUCUGCGUCCGGGGGAAGAGUGAAGCACCUGGAAGACGUCACAAACACGGUGCGGAGAGAGGUGGAGGAGUGGGGUCCCUUCGAUCUGGUGUACGGCUCCACGCCUCCCCAAGGCUGUGACGGCGGCCACUCUCCAGCCUGGUACCUGUUCCAGUUCCACCGGUUGCUGCAGUACGCGUGUCCCCCGCCCGGUGACCCAAAGCCCUUCUUCUGGAUGUUUGUGGACACCCUGCUGCUGACCCCAGAAGACCAGGAUGCCGCAACCCGCUUCCUGGAGACAGAGCCCGUCACCCUGCAAGACGUCCGCGGGGAAGCCGUCCACGGUGCCGUGCGCCUCUGGAGCAACAUCCCGGCUGUGAGGAGCAAACACAAGGCACUGGGUCCUGCCGAGGAGCUGGCCCUGCUGACCCACACAGGCCCUGCCGGCCCACCCGGGAGAAGGCUCCCCGCGGGGCCCGCCACGCUGGUGAAGAACUGCUUUCUCCCCCUCAGAGAGUACUUCAAGUACUUUUCCCAGAACUCCUUCCUCUUUACAAGUGUCUCCCGCAGUCCCCAGGAGGGGCAGGACGGCCUGCCGGGUCCCCCGGCCCGCGGGCCCUGGGCCAGUGCUGGCCGUCCCAGCUGCAUGGGGUUUGGGGCUCCCCGGGAGGGGUGGGGGGAGAUCCCGGACACAGGUGCAGCUGGGGCUCCAGGCAGCGGCUGCGAGAGGGCAAGGCCUUGGACGCGGGAGCCUCUGUUGGCCACAGAGGGCGAGGCCCCAGGCCGUGACCCGUGGCCUGCCACUAACUAA